CCUUCACCUCAACGCUGGUGUUUUGCGGACAUUGUCCAAGACUAUGCCCGCAACCUCCAUCUACCUAUAUCAUUAGGCUGUUUGUCAAUUUUGCUUCCGCCUCAGGCCUGUACAGUCGAGCAUCGUACAAAAUCGGCGACGCUCUGUACUCUACUUCUACCUCCUCCACGGCCAUGCACCGACUUUCAGUGCCGACAUUGUCGCAGAUACCAUCCCUGUCCGGCAGCAGCGGAUCAGGUUCGAUACCCCCUUCAGGCUUAUGCACUCCUAGCGACGAUGGGCCAAUGCAUUCAAGUGCUGGAGAUGUAUUCUCGAAGGCACUCUCCGGGAGCAUGGAGGACCUGUUCGCCACUCCUCGGCAGCAGUAUGGGCUACCGGCGUCGAUCGACGAUGCGGAUACAGCUAUAGCGGUCAGUCCUCCGGCACAUCGACGAAGACGCCCCGAAAACAGACCGAGGCCCGAGAGCCCUUCGUCCACUAGCGCAAAGCUGGACGAGGCACAGCUUGAGGUGUCUUCGGAUUUACUACUUGCGAGCCUCCAUGCACCAGAUCACAACCCUCCCACCAUCAGUACAGAGCCCUGGACGCCGAGGCGCGUGCUCUCUGUAACUAUCAAGAUACUCUUCUUUCUGCCCUGGUGUGUCGCGGUCGGCGGGGCGAUCCUCCUUUCACCUCAGCACCUGGAGCUGGUGGCCUUCCGCACCGGCUACGUCUCCCACGAGCGCGGCCCCCAUCGUUCGGCAUUGGGCCGAUACGGGACCUGGGCCGUCGCCGCCAUGCUCGCGCGCGGCGUCUACGUGUGGCACGACUUCCGUGUGGACCUCACUGUGCCGCUCGGCGAGGACGACAGGCAGAGUCUGUACCUGGCGUUGACAAG
This is a messenger RNA of Fomitopsis serialis, 877 nucleotides long. RefSeq lists its product as uncharacterized. NCBI's taxonomy places the organism in Eukaryota, Fungi, Basidiomycota, Agaricomycetes, Polyporales, Fomitopsidaceae. The record is from RefSeq and is a predicted model, not a curated record. The transcript has 5 exons. The annotation marks the transcript as partial.